AUGAUUAUGUGCAGGAUCAAGGAAUUCAGUGAAUGGGCACAAUGUAUAGUUCUUGAAUUGGUUGCUAAAUAUGUACCCACAGAUAACAAUGAGAUCUUUGACAUCAUGAAUCUUCUUGAAGAUAGACUUCAACAUGCUAAUGGUGCUGUUGUCCUAGCAACCGUUAAGGUGUUUCUACAAUUGACUUUGUCUAUGACAGAUGUCCAUCAGCAGGUGUAUGAGCGUAUUAAAGCUCCUCUACUGACCCUAGUGAGCUCGGGCAGUCCAGAGCAAUCAUAUGCUGUAUUAAGCCAUCUGCAUCUUUUGGUGAUGCGUGCACCUUUUAUUUUCUCUUUGGACUACAAACACUUCUAUUGCCAGUACAAUGAAUCAUUUUAUGUUAAGAAAUUGAAGCUCGAAAUGUUGACAGCUGUGGCAAAUGAGAGCAAUACUUAUGAAAUAGUGACGGAACUAUGUGAAUAUGCUGCCAAUGUUGACAUUCCCAUUGCAAGAGAAUCAAUUCGGGCAGUUGGGAAAAUAGCACUGCAGCAGUAUGAUGUAAAUGCCUUUGUUGAUAGGCUCCUCCAGUUUCUGGAGAUGGAAAAGGACUAUGUGACUGCUGAAACUCUGGUGCUUGUGAAAGAUCUUCUUAGGAAAUAUCCUCAAUGGAGUCAUGAUUGCAUAGCAGUUGUUGGGAGCAUCAGCAGCAAAAAUGUUCAGGAACCCAAAGCCAAGGCAGCUCUUAUUUGGAUGUUAGGGGAGUAUGCUCAAGAUAUGCAGGAUGCUCCUUAUAUUUUAGAAAGUUUUAUUGAGAGCUGGGAUGAUGAACAUUCUGCAGAGGUAAUAAAGGAAGCUGGGAGUAACAAGUCAUUUGCCGUUAUGGUGGCUUCCUCAAUCAUUGCUUAUCCAGAUGGAAUCAUCAUGGUUCUGUGA
Messenger RNA from Ilex paraguariensis (yerba mate), 912 nucleotides. Lineage: Eukaryota; Viridiplantae; Streptophyta; Magnoliopsida; Aquifoliales; Aquifoliaceae. The record is from the annotation of a GenBank genome assembly.